Oryza sativa Japonica Group (Japanese rice) is the source of this 1361-nucleotide messenger RNA. RefSeq lists its product as uncharacterized. NCBI's taxonomy places the organism in Eukaryota, Viridiplantae, Streptophyta, Magnoliopsida, Poales, Poaceae. Gene Ontology annotation, molecular function: catalytic activity. The record is from RefSeq and is a predicted model, not a curated record.
AUCAGAGAAAAACACACACACACACACACAAAGGUUGCUACUACCACCAUCUAGUCCUCCAGUACUCUGUGCAUUGCAAGGAGAGCAGAGUAAGGCAGGAUCCAUGGUGAACUUGGUGGAAGCGCCGAAGCCGCUGGUGUACUUCCUCCUGAGGAGGGCAGGGCUCCGGCAGCACACCGUCGACGUCGACGGCGCCGGCACGGUGAUCAGCUUCUGGAUGCCCGAGGGCAAGGUCCCCAAGGACAGGGGCACCGUGCGGGACGUCGCGCCCGAAGGCGCAGCAGCAGCUGACAGCGGCAAGCAGCAGAAGGCGGCGGCGAAGCCCGCCGGCAACGGCAAGGAGAGGCCCGCCGUCGUGCUCGUGCACGGCUUCGCCGCCGAGGGCGUCGUCACGUGGCAGUUCCAGGCUGGUGUGCUGGCGAAGCACUACGACGUGUACGUGCCGGACCUGCUCUACUUCGGCGGGUCGACGUCGCCGUCGACGGACCGGUCGCCGGGGUUCCAGGCGGAGUGCCUCGCGGCGGCGCUGCGGAAGCUCGGGGUGGAGCGGUGCACGGUGGUGGGGUUCAGCUACGGCGGGAUGGUGUCGUUCAAGAUGGCGGAGUCACACCCGGACCUGGUCACCUCCCUCGUCGUGUCCGGCUCCGUCAUCGCCAUGACCGACUCCAUCAGCGAGGCCUCGCUGGAGAGGAUCGGCGUCAAGUCGUCGGCCGAGCUGCUGCUGCCGGAGACCGUCAAGGGACUCAAGGCGCUGCUCUCCAUUGCCACCCACAGGAAGCUCUGGUUCCCUGACCGCAUUCACAGAGACUACCUCGAGGUGAUGUUCACCAACCGAAAGGAAAGAGCCGAGCUGCUGGAAGGUUUGGUGGUCAGCAACAAAGACGCCACCGUGCCCGUUCUGCCGCAGAAAAUACUCCUGCUAUGGGGGGAGAACGACAACAUUUUCAACAUUGAGCUCGCCAUGACGAUGAAAGAGCAGCUCGGAGAGAAGGCAAUGCUGCAGAGCAUCAGCAAGGCAGGGCACCUGGUUCACAUAGAGAGGCCCUGCGUCUACAACCAGCACCUCAAGGAGUUCCUCGCGUACGUCAACGCUGAAUCCCCCAAGGAGACCGCCUGAUUUGCUCUGAAGAAUUGGAGUUCCACGCUCCUGAACUUUGUAUUGGUUUGUUUUAGUUUGAAAAGACAAAUAUGUUCACGAACCGUAAAAACGCUUGUGCCUGGAUUGAGAAUUUGGGGACUCUGAAUAGGUUUCAGCUGUUUAGAUAAACUGUAAUGUGAGAAUGAGUCAACGUACCUCAUAAAUGAAUCGAUUUGUUUUGAACUGCUUUGUUCCGAAAGUUGAGUUACAAUGCUAGAAUUAA